ACAACAUUCCGUCUGAGAGAAGGGUAGGCUACUUUAUGGGUUUUCUGAUUGACUCAUUUUGUAGCCUUCAGAUGAUUCAGAGCUUAUCAAUGAGCAAGUCAAAUACAUAUUUUAGUAGGCCUCCGUCCGCUUCGACCUCACCGAAUUUGACAAGUUCUGUACACCGCGUCUCCAAGACAGCUCGGUUCAACCUCAAUGCGCGGGUACGCGACACAGGGGAGGUGUUCAUCGUGCAAAACUGCCACCAUAACAUGACGAUCAGAGAACUAAAGAGCGCAUUGGAGCUGGCGGUCGGAAUUCCUUCGGACUUCCAGAGACUAUGCUACCUGGACCAGGGUGACCUGAUGGAGGAAAGCACCUUGCACUACAACGACAUUGUCCCAGGCACAGUGCUGACGGUGGGGGUGUGGCCCUACAACGGCUGGCCGGAGCUGGUGACUGCUGCUGCUUCCGGAAACACCUACAUGUUGAAGCAGGUCAUGUCCAAACCAGCUCCCCAGUGCUCCUAUGCAUCCUCCUGGCUGCCUCACCGCCUCUUCUCUGCCCUGUUCAUCACUGCUCAACGAGGUCACGCCUCCGCCACCCGCUUCCUCCUACAGCAGGGUGCUGACGUCGGGGCUCAGACCCCUCGUGGUCGAGGGGCACUGCACGCCGCCGCCGCUCAGGGGCAUGUCCAGUUGAUCCAGGACCUUCUGCUGGGCGGGGCACCUCCUAACAUGGAGGACUGCGAGGGCAUGACCGCCCUGAGCCUGGCAGAGGGCUGGGGCCAGAAGAAGAGCGCCCGCCAGAUCUUCCUGUUCAACUGGCAGCAGCGCGCCGCUGCGGUACGGAUCAAAUCCCACCUGGGCGAGGAGGAGCUGUUCGACCACCAACGCUACAACUCACACCUGAAGACCUGGCGAUGUGGCAGCUACGCCCAGAGAUACAUGGCACACCUUGGGGCAGGGGGUGCUGUAGCACCCUCAGCACACCUAGUUCCAGAGGCCAUGAUCUGGUCUGACUUUGUCAUCUUGUGA
Osmerus eperlanus (European smelt) is the source of this 1016-nucleotide messenger RNA. Its product is annotated as ankyrin repeat domain-containing protein 60-like. Gene Ontology annotation, molecular function: protein binding. Lineage: Eukaryota; Metazoa; Chordata; Actinopteri; Osmeriformes; Osmeridae. The record is from RefSeq and is a predicted model, not a curated record. Bases 36 to 1016 code for a protein of 326 amino acids. The transcript is spliced from 5 exons.